CCACUAACUCGCUGGCUCAUGCAGACGAACCUCGCCACACUCACUCAUGUGCACACACCACCUGGACGGACCGGACCAUAGGCAGGCGGUGGAGUGGACGGACGGACGGACACGCCGUGUGCAGCACACACAGCCCGUCUGGCGUGCCCUUAAUCACAUGUGGCGCGCUCAGACGUCUGGUGCACCACGUCAGAUGCGGCCAGCUUGUCGAUCAGCGGCUUCGGCUCCCUCUUCACCUGCAAGGAUGCCAUCCAUAUUAUCCACAUGUAUGUGUGUGUGUGUGUGUGUGUUGUCUCUCUCCAACUUACGCACCUACCAGCGCCUGUUGCCACACGCGAGGGUCGCUACGCGCCAGCCGAAGCACACUGAACAGACAGAGGGAUGAAGGCAUGUGCCAAGGACAGACCGACCAGGCAGUGUUACUGACCUCGGUCCUUGGGAGGGAGGGACACGCAGCCAUUGCUCCUCAGGACGGCCAUUUUGUUUGGCCUGGCAGUCGCCCUCCACUGCAGACAGCAUCUACCAUACCAGCAACACGCGAUGGAUGGCUCAACGCCCUGCAGGGCCCGGCAGCCAUCCACACGAACGAAACACAGCAGAGAUCUGACUGACAUCUCUGUGUAUGUGAGGUGGUUGCAGACCUGUCCAUCCGCUCUUUCAUCUUCUGUGAGGGCUGCUCAGCUCCACGGAGGUGCGGACACGGCGCUCAUCAUCACCUGGGCUGAUUGUUGGUCGCCGUCGAAUGUAACCAUCAUCUCAUCGUUUUCGCUCUGAAGUUGGUCGGAUCAAGAUCACCGACGAGGGUCAUCACUACGCCGCGCCAUCACGG
Vitrella brassicaformis is the source of this 829-nucleotide messenger RNA. Lineage: Eukaryota; Vitrellaceae. The record is from the annotation of a GenBank genome assembly.